Eimeria mitis is the source of this 900-nucleotide messenger RNA. RefSeq lists its product as uncharacterized. The transcript has a single exon. NCBI's taxonomy places the organism in Eukaryota, Apicomplexa, Conoidasida, Eucoccidiorida, Eimeriidae. Bases 1 to 900 code for a protein of 299 amino acids. The record is from RefSeq and is a predicted model, not a curated record.
AUGGAGUUACCAGCUAAGGGGCCCCCCAAGCCGGCGGGGGGCCCCCUGGAGAAGCCAGGGCUUCCUGCGAAGCCAGGGGGGCCCCCUCUACCGGGUGCAGCAGGGGGGCCCCCCAAGCCUGAGGGGAGCAAACCACCACUGCCGGGGGCCCCAAAGCCAGGGGCAGACGGGGGCCCCCAGGCAAAGGGGGGAGCGGCGCCGCCGUCUAAGCCAGGCCUACCCCCAGCAAAGGACCCAAAGGCAGGGGCCCCAGGGGCCCCUGGGGCCCCGGGGGCCCCUGGUGGGGGCCCCCCAGCAAAGGGUCCUGGUAAGGAUGCGAAGACUCCAGGGCCUCCUACUCCUACCCCAGCCAAGCCAGGGGGGCCCCCGGGGGCCCCUGUUUCUAAGGGGGAGAAGGCAGCGCCUAUGCCAGCUAAAGAAGCAGCUGGGGGCCCCAAGACAGACGCAAAGGCCAGCCCUGUAGGCAAGCCUGGGGAGGCCCCCAAGCCGCCUUUGGGGGCCCCCAAGCCUCCUGUUGGGGGGGCCCCCAAGCCAGGCUUAGCCCCGAAGCCCGAUGCAGCAAAGGCCCCAGCAGCGAAGCCAGCGCUAGCCAAGCCUGAGCUAGCCAAGCCUGGGCUAGCCAAGCCAGCGCUAGCCAAGCCAGCGCUAGCCAAGCCAGCGCUAGCUAAGCCCGAGCUAGCCAAGCCCGGGCUAGCCAAGCCCGGGCUAGCCAAGCCCGGGCUAGCCAAGCCCGGGCUAGCUAAGCCUGUGAUCCCAUCAAAGCCUCUACCUGCACUAGCCAAGGGGGCCCCAGCAGCAGCAAAGCCAGCUCUGCCGGCGAAGCCCCUGGCCCCCGCUAAGCCCGCCCUAUCCAAGCCAGGGCUGCCGCCGACAAAGGGGCCCCCAGGAAAGGCACCCUAA